Boeremia exigua is the source of this 417-nucleotide messenger RNA. RefSeq lists its product as uncharacterized. Bases 1 to 417 code for a protein of 138 amino acids. The record is from RefSeq and is a predicted model, not a curated record. The transcript has a single exon. NCBI's taxonomy places the organism in Eukaryota, Fungi, Ascomycota, Dothideomycetes, Pleosporales, Didymellaceae.
AUGGAGAAAACCGUCAUAGUCCUGUGGGCCCUCCUUGGCGUAGUGCUACUUAUCUUCUUCCUUUUGCUUAUCGUCCACAUGCAUCAAGAAGAUCAACUCUGCUUCGCACCGCGCCGAAAGACCGCUGAUAUAGAGCGAGGAUGUGCAUUGCCAGAAAUCCCGUCCAUCCAUCAACCGACGACCGGGCCUCGACUCAAUGUAUUUCCUCCGACUGCUGGUACAGUUGAUCGCGGCUCAGAGACAAAAAGUCGCCGUGAACCUCGGCGGUUCGGGGGUAAGAAGGACUUGAAACCGCUUCGACUCGCUGACGUUGCGCAACAUACGGCUGAUCGUGGUACUCAGAGCGCUAGAGUGAUACAUCAGAGGCAGGGUAACGCGGAUGUUGGAAAGGUGAGGGUACCACAAUCUGCUCGAUGA